AUGAUUGACGAAGAAGAGUGCAUUUACAAUUUAAUUCCAAAACCACCACCAGAGAUUAUCAAGGAACCACUCCACAAGAGCAAGUUCCAAGACCAAAAGCAAUUCAUGACAGCUAAAAAACUCAGCCAUGCGACAAUGGGUCCACACCCAGAUAAAAUCAGACAGAGUCCAAAAGAUUUCUUAAGGAAAGGUGAGAGAAUCUCAAAGAAGGAGCUUCCACCAAAGACUCGUGUUGUUCCAAAAGGAAAUGAAGGUUUAAACAACCCACCAGUUCCAAAGGCAAAGGAUAUUCCUAAAUUGAAGGAGCAUCUAAAGAAGAAUUACAUUCUCGAGAACUGGAAACAAGCUCCUAAGACUAAGAAAUUACAUCCAGAGAAGCAAGAAACAUGGUACACAGAUAAGCCAGACUACGGUCAAGUUCCAGCUUAUAUGGACCGUGUCAAGCAAGAAGCUGCUGACGAAGCUGAAUAUUGGGAUAAUGUUCGUGAAUCAAUGGUUCCAGAGGAUACAGAGACAAGAUGCCGCCUUCUUUCCGAAGAAGAGCGUAUCGAAAUCCUUAAUGGCCUUUACGCAAAUCUUGCCGAAAACAAGAAACGUUAUGCUUCGUUAUCUUUCGGUCAAGAUAACCUUUCAUUCCGCAGGAAGAAGGAGGAGAUGGAACGCGAAGCUGCUCAGCUCGAAGCAGAUAUCAAAACAUUCGAGCGUCCUAAUGUUUAUAUUACUGAGAAUUAA
Molecule: messenger RNA, 732 nt
Organism: Trichomonas vaginalis G3
Lineage: Eukaryota; Parabasalia; Trichomonadida; Trichomonadidae
Product: enkurin family
Exons: 1
Coding region: 1-732 (243 amino acids)
Molecular function (GO): calmodulin binding
Source: RefSeq, a predicted model, not a curated record